AUGUCUGAAUCUGUUUUGAAGGGCGGUUUGGCCCAGAUGCUUAAAGGCGGUGUUAUUAUGGACGUUGUCACGCCCGAGCAGGCCAAGAUCGCCGAAAAGGCCGGUGCUUGUGCCGUCAUGGCGUUGGAGAGAAUCCCAGCUGACAUGAGAAACUCCGGCCAGGUUUGCCGUAUGAGUGACCCAAAGAUGAUCAAGUCCAUCAUUGAGUCCGUCUCGAUCCCAGUGAUGGCCAAGUGCCGUAUUGGUCACAUUGUCGAGGCCCAGGUCCUCCAGGCUUUGGAGGUGGACUACAUCGACGAGUCGGAGGUCUUGACCCCAGCCGACUGGUCCCACCACAUCCCAAAGAACGACUACAAGGUUCCAUUCGUGUGUGGUGCCAAGGACCUCGGUGAGGCCUUGAGAAGAGUCAACGAGGGUGCUGCCAUGUUGAGAACCAAGGGUGAGGCUGGUACCGGUGACAUUUCCGAGGCCAUCAAGCAUAUCCGCAUUGUCACCAGCCAGAUCAAGCACGUCUUGUCUUUGGCUGGCAACCAGGACGCUUUGCAGAAGUUGGCUGACGAGUACAGAGUGCCAAAGAAGCUUUUGGACCAGCUCAUUGAGGCCGAGGGUAAGUUGCCAGUGGUGAACUUUGCCGCUGGUGGUGUUGCCACACCUUCUGACGCUGCCUUGUGUAUGCAAUUGGGCUGUGAUGGUGUUUUCGUGGGCUCUGGUAUCUUCAAGUCCAAGAACCCCGAGAAGUUGGCCAAGGCCAUUGUGGACGCUGUGACCCACUACAACGACCCAGCCAAGUUGUUGGAGGUGUCUACUGACUUGGGCGAGUUGAUGUUCGGUGUUUCUAUUGACCAGAUCGCCAACAAGGACAGAUUGGCUGGCCGUUAA
Candidozyma pseudohaemuli is the source of this 879-nucleotide messenger RNA. It is a transcript of the gene SNZ1, whose product is annotated as pyridoxine biosynthesis protein. Gene Ontology annotation, biological process: pyridoxine biosynthetic process; pyridoxal 5'-phosphate biosynthetic process; amino acid metabolic process. Bases 1 to 879 code for a protein of 292 amino acids. The record is from RefSeq and is a predicted model, not a curated record. Lineage: Eukaryota; Fungi; Ascomycota; Pichiomycetes; Serinales; Metschnikowiaceae. The transcript has a single exon. Gene Ontology annotation, molecular function: amine-lyase activity.